Molecule: messenger RNA, 486 nt
Organism: Fraxinus pennsylvanica
Lineage: Eukaryota; Viridiplantae; Streptophyta; Magnoliopsida; Lamiales; Oleaceae
Source: the annotation of a GenBank genome assembly
AUGGAGUGGGUUCUCUGGUUAAUCUUUUUCAUUAUGAAUCUGCUCCUCAUGGCGGCAAAUAUCUACCAGCUUAUAUGUUUGGCAGAUUUGGAGGCUGACUAUUUGAACCCAUAUGAACUAGCAUCUCGCAUGAAUGCUGUAAUUGUUCCUGAGUUUCUACUGCAUGGGGCAUUCUGCAUUCUAUUUCUAGUGACAGGGCAUUGGUUCAUGUUCCUGCUGACACUGCUUCCUGCUUAUUAUAAUGCGAAGAAAUACCUAGCACGUCAGCAUCUUAUUGAUGUCACUGAAGUUUUUAGAGUUCUUAAUGCUGAGAAGAAAGCUCGGAUUUUCAAGCUGGGAUUUUAUAUAGUCUUCUUCGUCUUAGUCAUCACCAGGCUUGCUUUUUCCGUUAUAAAUGCUGUAUUUGAUGAGGAUGAUGAUCUUGCUAUAACUAAAGUUCCCUGGUAUCUUAUGCUGUGGUUUGCUCUUGAGGCUAUGCCAAGAUGA